CCAAAACGAUAAAGCCACAAAUUAUACUAAUUCAAUGAUAAUUAACGCUGUCCUAUUUUCCAUGGCAUUGGCCAAGGGAGAGAGAAAGUGAGUGCAUUACUGAAUAGCUGCUCCUGCUUGAUAAAUAGAAAGGAGAGGAGAGAGAGAGCGGCGCUGGACGUCAUGGCAUCGAAAGACACCGUCGCGGCUGGUUUUCUCCCCGUGACCCGGGAAAUGACAGAGAGCAUCAGACGUUAUAUCGACAAAACAUCAAUCAAGCUUGUGAGAGCUAUCAAGGUGGAGAACAAAAGUGGCAAAUCAGAAGAUCGGAUUCUGGUUCUGGCAACAUGGCGGCUGUACCUCAUGUUCCCGAAGAUACCAACAAAGGUGGAACAAACAUUCAACUUCCUGGAGAUUCGGGCAAUGAAUGCCCACCCGGAUAAUCAGGUUGUCAUAGAAACAGACAAGUCCACAUAUUCCCUGAGGCUGCAAUCUAAUGACCACCUGGAUCAGCUGAUUAGCCAAAUCAACUUUGCGCUCUCUCGGAUCUUCAACAACUCCAUCUACACACCCUCUAUAUUUAAUGCAGAUGGAGAAGUUACAGAUGGAAGUAGGAAAAUCUCUCCAAGCUCUGAGAGUUCGGUGGAGAACCAAAGGGCAUGUGGGGGUUUCUCAGAGACCUAUGCGGCUCUGUGUGACUACAAUGGCAUCACCUGUAAAGAGGAAGUGCAGUGGGAUGUGGACACCAUUUAUCAUUCGCAGGACAACAGACAGUUUAACCUGCUGGACUUCAGUCACCUGGAAAGCGGGGACCUUGCAGUGAUUGUGGCUGCCAUGGCUUAUAACUCAUGGUUCACCAAACUUUAUUGCAAAGACUUGCGCAUUAGUUCAGAGGUCGUGGAGCAGAUUUUGCACACUGUCAGUAAAUCCAGCAGUUUGGAGGAGCUCACAUUGGAAAAUGCAGGCCUUAAAGCAGAUUUCCCACAGAAAAUGGCCACUGCCCUGUCAGAAAACCCAGCAUCAGUCAUACACUCUAUUAACCUGGCCCACAAUACACUGGACAACCAAGGAGUGUCUAACCUUAUCCAGCAGGUGUGUCGGCUCAGUAAAGGUUUGCGUCUGUUGAACCUCUCCAAGACGUCGCUUUCUUCAAAGGGUGUUACGUCUCUGUCUCAGGCUCUGUGCUCCAGUGAUGAUUACUCCAACUCACUUCUGCAUCUUGACCUGAGCAAGAACCCAGGGAUUCUGUCUGGGGAGGAUGCAACGAAUCUGUACUUGUUCCUGGCACAGCCGAACUGCCUUGUGCAUUUGGACCUGUCAGGUACUGACUGUACCGUAGACUCGUUAUUUGGAGCUCUACUGCGGGGAUGCUGUGCUGAUCUUUCCUACUUGAACCUCUCCAAAAACUCCUUCUCUCAUAGGAAAGCAAGAGAGACACUUCCUUCCUUUCGUCAGUUCUUCAGUUCAGCGUUCAGCCUCAAUCACAUCAGUCUGGCUUCGAUGAAGAUGCCUCCUGACGUGCUGAGGGCUCUUUUCCUUGGGCUUUCAUCCAAUCCCCACAUCACUGACCUACACUUGGACAUCAGUGGCUGUGAGCUAAGGUCCGCUGGAGCAGGUAUAAUACGGGACCUGUUCCCUCGAGUCUCCUGCAUUAGCACAUUAGACAUCUCAGACAACGGGCUGGAUGCUGAUCUGCUCUCUGUCAUUCCUACCUUCUCUAGACACCCAUCCCUCAAACACCUGCUGCUGGGCAAGAACUUCAACAUCAAGGGGAGGGUUCUGGACGAGGUUCUGCAGAAACUAGUGCAGCUUGUGCAGGAGGAAGAGUGUGCCCUGCAGAGUCUGUCUCUGGCUGACUCCAGGCUGCGUUCGAGGGGCACAGUGCUCGUGAAUGCUCUCGGCAGCAAUGCCUGUCUAAAGAAGGUAGAUUUGAGUGGGAACGGAAUGGAGGACACAGGAGCGAGGAUGCUAAGUAAAGCCCUGCAGAUCAACACCACGCUCAGAAGUGUGACGUGGGAUCGAAAUAACACAUCAGCCACAGGUUUCCAAGAUGUUGCGCGAGCACUGGAACAUAACUUCACCCUGCAGUACAUGCCAAUCCCACUCAGUGAUGUCACACAGGCGUAUCGCAGCGCCCCCGAUAGGACAGAACAGGCACUAACCAAGAUACAGCGGGCUCUGUUAAGGAAUAACCAGACACAGCGUUUCUCUCAGAAACAGGCUCUCCGAUUGCAUCAGGGUCUGGUCACCAGUACCGCAGAACAGGUAAUGGAGCGUCUGUGUGUGCGUGUGCAGCAGCAGGUGUGUGUGUUGAGAGGAACAGGUGAAGGGGAGGAGCUACAGUCUGCCAGACAGGUCCUCAAGGAGGCUAGGAAUUCUCGAGCUCUGUACCCAUCUCUGUGUGAGCUCGCCCAUGUGCUGUCAGUGGAUGGGCCAGUGAGACAGAGACUGGAUUCGCUGGCUGGAGAACUGGCCAAGGCUGCUGAUAAAGAACUGCAGGUAAUCGUGGACUCUAUGGUGUCUCUGUGCCGGGAACUGUGUCCACUUUCAUGUGCCGCUGCAGAGUGUAUCUCUCCUCCACUCUCCUCCAUCUCUGAGCGUGUAUCCAUCCCUCGUUCGUCCAUCCGCACAGCGCUCAUGGAGAGAGCGGCUCAGGACAUCAACAGAGCUCUGGAGGAGGUGAAGCUGUCUGUGGUCUCCUAUCUCACCAACUCUAUAGUGGACCAGAUCCUGCAGGAACUCUAUGCUACACACAAAACUCUGCUCCGGCAAAUUUCACAGAUGAGACGGCUGGAAGAUGGAGGAACGGCCAGACGUGCACACAGACACACCGACAUACUGGACAUGGUGGAGGAUGACUUUGGCAUCAGCAUAGACACUAUUGCAAUUAAGAAACGCAGCUCAAGGACAAGACGCAUCCGUCCUGUGUCCAACAGACUCAGUCUAGGUGAUGACCCUAACUCCUCCCCUUUAGUCUCCACUCCUCAGCCAUCUGCUCCCCUUUCACGCUCAGCAUCAUGGGAAGGUCUGGCCACCCUGCCUACCCAGGGUUCACCUCUGCGUCAUGUGACUCACGUCAGACCCCGUCCACCACGAAGGCACAGGACUGCACAUGCUACCUUUGAGACACACUGCUCUGAAAAUGGUGGAGUAUCUCUACUGGAUGAUGGAUUGCCUGACUUCUACACAAAAAGAGUUUUACCAGACAGCAGUCAGCUCUCCUCCCACCAUCAUGCUCAGGCUUUGAGAAGAAAGAAGAGACGCAGUGUGCUGUCAAUCUUUUCUGGAUUCAGGAAGAACCGAAACUCUACCAUAUCUUAUCAGGAGCCAGAUCCUACAGGAAGAGGCGGGGCCUGCGGGGACGAAUGUCGCACUAAUACUGCCACUGAGAAUGUGUACUCCUUGAUUCAGCACCCAAAGAAUCGUGGAAGAUUAGACCCAGGCACUGAGAGCACCAAUGGGAGGCCGGUAGGGCAGGGUGUCCAGAGGACCCCUCAGAUGUCAGGAUGGCCCAUUCAGGGUAUACCCCUUCCCAGCAUGAUGGGGAUCAGUCCUUCCUGUUUCUCACAUAGACAGUCUUCUGAUUACAGUGAGGUGUUCGGCUCUUCUGAGGAGAUUGGAUAUCAUGAACAUGAGAUUGACCGACACUCCGAUAUUGUGGCUAAAGCGCACACACCAUCAACAGACAGACACACAGAGUCAGGGAGACAGGUGUCGCAGUCAGACAGCCACAAAAAGGCAGACAGUAUAACUGACUUUCAGCAGCUGGAGACCAGAAAGAGACCUGAACCACCACCCCAAAACGCCAAACCAAGCCUGGCGAAGACACGACAACGCCAUCUGGAAGAGAGCUCUGAUAAAUCUACUGAAGAUUCUGGGGAACAGAGAGAAAGGGAUGAAGAAAAAGAAGAGAGGAGGACUGAAGAUGAGCAGAAAGACAAAAAACCAGAAGGACAGACUCCACCUAUUCCUGAAAAGCCAUUUUAUUAUUCACCUCACAUGUCUCCCAUUGGACCCCCACCACAUGACGUGGCCAAUGAGAAUCAGCACCCAGCUGCUCCACCCAUUUCUGCUAAGCCUAUGUUUCAUUCUGCUUCAAUAGACUCUGCUGUACUUCAAGGUGAAGAGAUCAGGAGCAGCCCUGGAGGUCCCAUGAAGCCACACAGAAACAGGAAAGCAAACUCUUGUGACACAGGUAUGGAACAAGACACCCGCUGUGAUCUGGAAAGAUCCUCAGAUCGCAAACCCCCUGUGAAAAAACCUAGACUCCCUCCAAAAAGAAAUAAAUCUUUGGAUUUCCCUGGCCAUCAGAGUUUGGAGCCAAGCAAGGCUGAAGUAUCCUGACAACCAUUUGAGCUAAAGCUCUGGGAGAACAGACGGUCAUUGUGAUGCUGAGAGGAGAGAGAGGGAGAGAUAAAGAUAUGAUCAAAAAAUGAAUUUUCAUAUUGUCAUUUUACCACUCGUAACAGACACAUACACAAACUGUACACAUAUUCUUGCUUACUCAAGUGAAUUGUUUUGCUUUCCUUCCAGGUCCUGCACUUCUACUGUAGAUCAGUUUUUAUUUAACCAUCUUUCUUAACCUCUGCGUAAAGGGAUAGUUUACCCAGAAUUCUAAAAUGACAUCAUAAUUAAUGGAGUUAAUUAACAGAGGUUCGGAAGUAGCAUGUUAAUUUUAAUCUGACAAAUCACAUCCCGCGAGUAGGAGUAUAUAAACCGCUGCUUACCUGCUUCCUGUUCUCUAGAUUAUCUGCCAAGUCUCGAGCUCCAAGCCCUCCAGUAUUCGGAUAGCAAGCCAAAUAUGUUUACCACGUCCACACAAGAUUACAUUAACAUAUGAACUACUGAAAAAAAUUCUCACCCUCCUGUUGAUCUGAACCCAUAUAACUUUCUUUCUGCUGUGGAACACAAAAGGAGAGUUUUAAAGAAUGUACAUGCUAUUCUUCCCCCCCAUAUAAUGAAAGUAGAUGGGGACUCUGGCUCAAGCUCCAGAAAAAGUAUUAUAAAAGCAUAAUAAAGUAGUCCAUAUGACUCAUGAAAUAUGAUAAGUCUUCAGAAGCCAUUCAAUAGCUUUGUGUGAGGAGCAGACUGAAAUUUAUUCACUAGAAAUCUUGCCUUGAAAAACUUUUUGAGAGUCGUGGUCACUUUUCCAGCAGCUUGGAUUCUGCUAUAAAAUUUCCUUUUGUCUCCAGGAGAGAUAGUCGUAGGGGUUUCGAAAGACACAAGGGUGAGUAAAUGAUUACAGAAUUUUCAUUUUGAAUAAACUGUCCAUGUUACUAUCAUUCCUUUAUUUCAAUCUCUCUCCCUCUGAGCUUGCUGACAAUCUUUGACAUAACUGAAAUUUUGCUUUUUAUCUUUAAAAGGACAGAGUGAUAUUUUGUAAAGUAUAAAAUAUAAACAAAAAUAUUUGCACUAAUCAUCGCUUGAAUUCUUGUUCCAUUCGGUGACGGUACCCCCACCCCAACAUUACCUGUGUGAAGUUUUGUAGUGUACAACUAACUUAUUCUUAUCGUUUCUGUCGAUACACAAUCAAUAUCAUUAGCAGUACUACUGAUGUCAUGAUCAGGCAUUGUUUAUGCAACUGGAUAUAUGUUUAAGAGUUUGCUGGCCCUAAAUAAGCUUUAUUUUCUACUA
Molecule: messenger RNA, 5613 nt
Organism: Xyrauchen texanus (razorback sucker)
Lineage: Eukaryota; Metazoa; Chordata; Actinopteri; Cypriniformes; Catostomidae
Product: capping protein, Arp2/3 and myosin-I linker protein 3-like
Exons: 41
Coding region: 163-4323 (1386 amino acids)
Biological process (GO): cell migration; regulation of Arp2/3 complex-mediated actin nucleation
Cellular component (GO): lamellipodium; plasma membrane
Source: RefSeq, a predicted model, not a curated record